Hypanus sabinus (Atlantic stingray) is the source of this 8972-nucleotide messenger RNA. It is a transcript of the gene agxt2, whose product is annotated as alanine--glyoxylate aminotransferase 2. The record is from RefSeq and is a predicted model, not a curated record. NCBI's taxonomy places the organism in Eukaryota, Metazoa, Chordata, Chondrichthyes, Myliobatiformes, Dasyatidae. The transcript has 14 exons. Gene Ontology annotation, cellular component: mitochondrion. Gene Ontology annotation, molecular function: L-alanine:glyoxylate transaminase activity; pyridoxal phosphate binding. Gene Ontology annotation, biological process: glyoxylate catabolic process. The coding region runs from base 61 to 1596 and encodes 511 amino acids.
CGCUGUCCGGACUCCGGCCCCGGCUGGACUUCGCUCCCGCCUCCGCCCUCCUCCGGCACCAUGGCCGUCAGAAUUCCCUCGCUUCUCGGGGCCCGAAUCGGCUCAUCGCGGCUCCUCAGCUCCGGGAACGGCGGAGGGCUCGCCGGGCAGCGGGGAUCAGGAAACUGCCAGGUUGCCCCCCAGCUCCCGGCCUGUGACAUCGAGCCGCAGAAAUACCAGGGCCGGUCCCAGCAGGAGCUGCUCACCCUGAGGAGACGCCACCUCUCACCCUUUGCCUUCACCUAUUACCAACGUCCCCUGCUGCUUCACCACGGACAUAUGCAGUGGGUGUGGGACGCAGACGGACGCCGUUACCUGGACUUCUACGGAGGCGUCGCCACUGUCAGUGUGGGGCACUGUCACCCGAAGGUGACAGCGGCAGGCCGGGAGCAGUUGGCGCACCUGUGGCACACCACCAACAUCUACAUGCACCCUGGCACCGGACCGUACAUGGAAAGGCUCUGCUCCACCCUACCCCAUCCGCUGCAGGUGGUUUUUCUGGUGAACAGCGGUUCUGAGGCGAAUGACCUCGCCAUGCUCCUUGCCAGGCUCCACACGGGAAAUCACAGCUUCAUCACCCUCAGGGGUGGUUACCAUGGAGGCACACAGGCCAUCAACGGCCUCAAUUCCAUCAGCAGCUGGAAGUUCAAUGCAGCCGCUCCCUUCGGCUGUCACCCGGUCAUGUGCCCUGAUGUUUACCGUGGUCUGUGGGGAGGGAGCAAAUGCCGUGAUUCUCCUGUUCAAACAACUCGGAGCUGUGACUGUCACUCGGACACAGGCGAGUGCCAGGCCAGGGAGGCCUACCUGUCCGAGUUCCGGGAGCUGCUGCUGUCUGCGGUGCCCCAGCGGGUGGCCGGGUUCAUCGCUGAGCCCAUCCAGGGGGUGAGCGGUGUGGUGCAAUACCCGCGGGGCUUCCUCAGCGAGGUCGCCAACAUCAUCCGCGAGAGAGGAGGCCUCUACAUCUCUGACGAGGUGCAGACGGGCUUCGGACGCUUGGGCAGCCACUUCUGGGGCUUCCAGAGCCACGGGGUGACCCCCGACAUUGUCACCAUGGCAAAGAGCAUGGGAAAUGGCUUCCCCAUGGGGGCCGUGGUCACCACAGCAGAUAUCGCCGCCUGCAUGCGUGAAGCCCGCCACUUCAACACGUUCGGCGGGGGCCCACUGGCCUGUGCAAUCGGAUCUGCCGUGCUCCAGGUGAUCGACGAGGAGGGACUGAUGGAGAAGGCCGGGGACCGAGGCACCGAUCUGAUGCUGCAGCUGAGCGAGCUGCGGCAGGAGUUCGAGGUGGUGGGGGAUGUGCGCGGUAAGGGUCUGAUGGUUGGCCUGGAGCUGGUGCGCAGCAAGGAGAGUCGGGAACCGCUGCCACCGGCGGACGUGCACCGGAUCUGGGAGGACUGCCGGGAGAUGGGACUGCUCCUGGGCAUCGGCGGCAUCUACGGACAGACAUUCCGUAUCAAACCCCCGAUGUGCAUCUCCCAGGAGGAUGUCAACUUCGCUGUCAACGUUCUGAGGCUAGCAUUGCAGAAACACACUCUGUGCAAAUCCGGGGAGGCGUAGCCCCGCUCCCCAACCGCGGGACCAAACCACAGUACGCACACCCUUCCCCGCUUCUUUAAAGCCCUCCAGCCACAGGUCCAUGAUCUACGUGUGGGAAGGCCUCCAGUGCAACUCCUUUGUCUGAAAGAAUUCUAACAGAUUUGCCAGGAAAUCUCUCCCCUUAACGAGACUGAAAUGUCCUCAACAGUCGAACCAAAUUUUACCAACUGAAGCCAGACUAACUGGCGUCGAGCCUCCUGUCUUUUGCCUCCCUUCCUCAUUUUUGUGAUUUACCCUCCAGGGCUCCUGUGAUUCUUGAAAGAUCACUACUAGCAAUCUCUUCGGCUACCCCUUUCAGAACCCUGGGCUGUAGUCCAUUGAUCCAGUUAUUGGGUCCAAACACCACCUCCUUGACAAUGGCCGCCACACUCACUUCUGCCCCGUCCCCUGAAUUUCCGCCACAUUGCUGGUGUUUCCCACUGUCGGCCUUACUGGCCCCUCCACCAUCUCCCUGUUUCUCAUUACGACUCCUCCGUCAUCAUUUUACAAUGUUCCAAGUUCCAAACCCUACACCCCUUCCCCACUCUGUAACUCUUCUGUACCCCUACACAUCACCAUGUCUGUGUAUCCCCUCCCACUCCUAUACCCCUCCCCGUCUCCCUCUCCUAACCUCCUGCCUUUCCCUGUCUAUGUAACCUCUCCCACACCUAAAUCCCUCCCCGCCUCUGUAACCCUCUCCCUCCCCAUACCCCGUCUGUGACCCCUCCCAUUCCUAAAUCCCUCCGUCUCUGUAACCCCUCCCACUCCUAUACCCCUCCCCGUCUCCCUCUCCUAACCUCCUGCCUUUCCCUGUCUAUGUAACCUCUCCCACACCUAAAUCCCUCCCCGCCUCUGUAACCCUCUCCCUCCCCAUACCCCGUCUGUGACCCCUCCCAUUCCUAAAUCCCUCCGUCUCUGUAACCCCUCCCACUCCUAUACCCCUCCCCGUCUCCCUCUCCUAACCUCCUGCCUCUCCCUGUCUAUGUAACCUCUCCCACACCUAAAUCCCUCCCCGCCUCUGUAACCCUCUCCCUCCCCAUACCCCGUCUGUGACCCCUCCCAUUCCUAAAUCCCUCCGUCUCUGUAACCCCUCCCACUCCUAUACCCCUCCCCGUCUCCCUCUCCUAACCUCCUGCCUCUCCCUGUCUAUGUAACCUCUCCCACACCUAAAUCCCUCCCCGCCACUGUAACCCUCUCCCUCCCUAUACCCCCCAUCUGUGACCCCUCUCAUUCCUCAAUCCCUCCGUCUCUGUAACCCUCUCCCUCCCCAUACCCCGCCUGUGACCCCUCUCAUUCCUCAAUCCCUCCAUCUCUAUAACCCUCUCCCUCCCCAUGCCCCGUCUGUGACCCCUCCCAUUCCUAAAUCCCUCCGUCUCUGUAACCCCUCCCACUCCUAUACACCUCCCAGUCUCCCUCUCCUAACCUCCUGCCUCUCCUACACCCCUCCCUGUCUAUGUAACCUCUCCCACACCUAAAUCCCUCCCUGCCUCUAUAACCCUCUCACUCCCCAUACCCCGUCUGUGACCCCUCUCAUUCCUCAAUCCCUCCGUCUCUAUAACCCUCUCCCUCCCCAUCUCUGUAACCCCCUCCCUCCCUCCCCUACACCACAUCUCUGUAACCUCCCCACACCCCAUCUAUGUAACCCCUCCCACUCCUAAAUCCCUCCGUCUCUAUAACCCUCUCCCUCCCCAUACCCCGUCUGUGACCCCUCCCAUUCCUAAAUCCCUCCGUCUCUAUAACCCUCUCCCUCCCCAUACCCCGUCUGUGACCCCUCCCACUCCUAUACCCCUCCCCGUCUCCCUCUCCUAACCUCCUGCCUCUCCCUGUCUAUGUAACCUCUCCCACACCUAAAUCCCUCCCCGCCACUGUAACCCUCUCCCUCCCUAUACCCCCCGUCUGUGACCCCUCUCAUUCCUCAAUCCCUCCGUCUCUGUAACCCUCUCCCUCCCCAUACCCCGUCUGUGACCCCUCUCAUUCCUCAAUCCCUCCGUCUCUAUAACCCUCUCCCUCCCCAUACCCCGUCUGUGACCCCUCUCAUUCCUCAAUCCCUCCAUCUCUAUAACCCUCUCCCUCCCCAUGCCCCGUCUGUGACCCCUCCCAUUCCUAAAUCCCUCCGUCUCUGUAACCCCUCCCACUCCUAUACACCUCCCAGUCUCCCUCUCCUAACCUCCUGCCUCUCCUACACCCCUCCCUGUCUAUGUAACCUCUCCCACACCUAAUUCCCUCCCUGCCUCUAUAACCCUCUCCCUCCCCAUACCCCGUCUGUGACCCCUCUCAUUCCUCAAUCCCUCCGUCUCUAUAACCCUCUCCCUCCCCAUACCCCGUCUGUGACCCCUCAUUCCUAAACCCCUCCCCAUCUCUGUAACCCCCUCCCUCCCUCCCCUACACCACAUCUCUGUAACCUCCCUACACCCCAUCUAUGUAACCCCUCCCACUCCUAAAUCCCUCCCUCUAUAACCCUCUCCCUCCCCAUACCCCGUCUGUGACCCCUCCCAUUCCUAAAUCCCUCCGUCUCUAUAACCCUCUCCCUCCCCAUACCCCGUCUGUGACCCCUCCCAUUCCUAAACCCCUCCCCAUCUCUGUAACCCCUCCCACUCCUAAAUCCCUCUGUCUCUCCUACACCCCUCCUUGUCUCUGUAACCCCUCCCACUCUUAUACUCCACUGUGUGUCUGUCACCCGUCCCUCCCCUAUGCCCCUCCUGGUCCCUGUGACCCUACUCCCCUACACCCCUCCCCGUCUCCGUAACCCCCUCUCCCCAUCCCUUUGACCCUUCUCAUCCCCUACACCCCUCCCCGUCUCCGUAACCCCCUCUCCCCAUCCCUUUGACCCUUCUCAUCCCCUACACCCCUCCCCGUCUCCGUAACCCCACCUCUCCCUGUCCUUUUGACUCCUCAUCCCCUACACCCCUCCCCGUCUCCGUAACCCCACCUCUCCCUGUCCUUUUGACUCCUCAUCCCCUACACCCCUCCCCGUCUCCGUAACCCCACCUCUCCCUGUCCUUUUGACUCCUCAUCCCCUACACCCCUCCCCGUCUCCGUAACCCCCUCUCCCCAUCCCUUUGACCCUUCUCAUCCCCUACACCCCUCCCCGUCUCCGUAACCCCCUCUCCCUGUCCUUUUGACUCCUCAUCCCCUACACCCCUCCCCGUCUCCGUAACCCCCUCUCCCCAUCCCUUUGACCCUUCUCAUCCCCUACACCCCUCCCCGUCUCCGUAACCCCACCUCUCCCUGUCCUUUUGACUCCUCAUCCCCUACACCCCUCCCCGUCUCCGUAACCCCACCUCUCCCUGUCCUUUUGACUCCUCAUCCCCUACACCCCUCCCCGUCUCCGUAACCCCACCUCUCCCUGUCCUUUUGACUCCUCAUCCCCUACACCCCUCCCCGUCUCCGUAACCCCCUCUCCCCAUCCCUUUGACCCUUCUCAUCCCCUACACCCCUCCCCGUCUCCGUAACCCCCUCUCCCUGUCCUUUUGACUCCUCAUCCCCUACACCCCUCCCCGUCUCCGUAACCCCCUCUCCCCAUCCCUUUGACCCUUCUCAUCCCCUACACCACUCCCCAUCUCUGAGCCCCUCCACUCCUCUUUAUGCCACCCCGUCCAUUAGCCCAUUCCUCUCCAACACCCCUUCCCAUUUCAGUAACCCCCACCCAUUUCUGUGCUCCCCUGCACCCCACCCCAUCUCUGUGGUCUCACCCACCCCAUCUCUGUGCUCCCCUGCACCCCUCCCCAUCUCUGUGGUCUCACCCACCCCAUCUCUGUGCUCCCCUGCACCCCACCCCAUCUCUGUGGUCUCACCCACCCCAUCUCUGUGCUCCCCUGCACCCCUCCCCAUCUCUGUGGUCUCACCCUCUCCACCCAUGUGACCUCCUCUGUCUCUGUACUCACUCUUCUCAUUUCUAUAACCUCACCCCUCCUCAUCUCCGUUAUCCCUGUCUCUCCUACACCCCUCUCCAUCUCUGUGCCCCUCCUCACUCUCCUGCACCCCACCCCUACCUUCCCUGUGAUCCCUUCUCUCCCCCACACCCCUCCCCAUCAAUGUGAACCCUCAGCUGCUGGGUCCUGCGCUGUGAUGCUCCCCUGUUCACCCUGCGCCAACAGAACCCCACCCGUCACACGUUCAGCACUAUAAAUGGAGCAAACUGUGUCUGUCGAUUCGCCUGGACAUAAGUUCUGGCUGUGGUGUGUCUGCUUUUAGUCAGAGUUCAACAUGGACACCACAAUGUGUGUGGGGGGGGGUGUUACUGAGGGAGGGUCAGUCUAUGGGGGGAUGUUACUGAGGGAGGGUCAGUCUAUGGGGGGUGUUACUGAGGGAGGGUCAGUCUAUGGGGGGUGUUACUGAGGGAGGGUCAGUCUAUGGGGGGAUGUUACUGAGGGAGGGUCAGUCUAUGGAGGUGUUACUGAGGGAGGGUCAGUCUAUGGAGGGGUUACUGAGGGCGGGUCAGUCUAUGGAGGUGUUACUGAGGGAGGGUCAGUCUAUGAGGGGGUGUUACUGAGGGAGUUUCAGUCUAUGAGGGGUGUUACUGAAGGAGGAUGAGUCUUUGAGGGGGGUUCACACUGUGGGGGGGAGGUACUGAGGGAGGGUCACUCUCUCCACCUCUGAUCCCUGUACGGGGAUUGGUAUAGAACCAUAGAACACUAUAGCACCGUACAGGCCCUUCAGCCCUCCAUGUUGUGCCAACCCAUAUAAUCCUUAAGUACUAAACCCACACUACACUAUAACCCUCUAUUUUUCUUUCAUCCAUGUGCCUGUCCAAGAGGCUCUUAAAUACCCCUAAUGUUUUAGCCUCCACCACCAUCCCUGACAAGUCAUUCCAGGCACUCACAACCCUCUGUGUAAAAAAACUUACCCCUGAUGUCUCCCUUAAACUUUCCUCCCUUAAUUUUGUACAUAUGCUCUCUGGUGUUUGCUAUUGGUGCCCUGGGAAACAAGUACUGACUAUCCACCCUAUCUAUGCCUCUCAUAAUCUUGUAGACCUCUAUCAAGUCCCCUCUCGUUCUUUUAUGCUCCAAAGAGAAAAGUCCCAGCUCUGCUAACCUUGCUUCAUAUGACUUAUUCUCCAAUCCAGACAACAUCCUGAUAAAUCUCUGCACCCUCUCCAUAGCUUCCACAUCCUUCCUAUAAUGAGGUGACCAGAAUUGAACACAAUACUCUUGUGGUCUCUCCAGAGAUUUGUAAAGUUGCAACAUGAUCUCUCUACUCUUGAACUCAAUCCCCCUGUUAAUGAAGCCUAGCAACCCAUAGAUCUUCUUAACCACCCUAUCAACCUGUGCAGCGACCUUGAGGGAUGUAUGGAUUUGAACCCCAAGGUUCCUUUGUUCAUCCAACUCUUAAGUAACUGACCAUUAAUCCUGUACUCAGUCUUCUGGUUUGUCCUUCCAAAAUGCAUCACCUCACACUUGUCUGGAUUGAGCUCCACCUGCCAUUUUUCUGCCCAACUCUGCAGCCUGUCUAUAUCCUCUUGUAUCCUUCGACAAUCUACAGUUCCAUCCACAACUCCUCCAAUCUUUGUGUCAUCUGCAAACUUACUCACCCACCCUUCCACUUCUACAUCCAGGUUAUUUAUAAAAAUCACAAAUAGAAGGAGCCCCAGGACAGAUCCCUGUGGCACUCCACUAGUCACCGACCUCCAGGCAGAAUACUUUCCUUCCACAACUACCCUCUGCUUUCUUCCUUUAAGCCAAUUUUUUAUCCAAACAGCCAAGGUUCCACUUAUCCCAUGCCUCAUGACUUUCCGGAUGAGUCUCUCAUGAGGGACCUUGUCAAAUGCCUUGCUAAAGUCCAUGUAGACCACAUCCACUGCCCUACCCUCAUCAAUUUCUUUUGUUACCCCUUCAAAAAGCUCAAUCAGUCUCGUGAGGCACAAUUUUCUCUUCACAAAGCCAUGUUGACUAUCAAUGAGUAGACCGUACUUCUCCAAAUGCUCGUAGAUCCUAUCCUUAAGAAUCCUUUCCUGUAGUUUGCAGACCACUGAUGUCAGACUCAUCGGUCUACAGUUCCCAGGUUUCUCCCUAUUACCUUUUUCAAACAAGGGAACUUCAUUUGCCAUUCUCCAGUCCUCCGGCACUUUCCCUGCAGCCAAAAGGAUUCAAAGGUCAUGGCUAAUGCUCCAGCAAUCUCUUCUCUCAAUUCCAACAACCUGGAGUGUAUCAUAUCCGGCCCUGGGGAGUUAUUAAUCUUGAUGUUUUUCAGAAGAUCCGGCACUACUUCUUCCUUAAUCUCCACAUUGUCCAGCACACAGGCCUGCUCUAUUUCGACCUCACCCUGAUCAAGAUCCUUUUCACUUGCGAAUACUAAAGCAAAGUAUUCAUUUAGGACCUCCCCAACCUCUCCGCCUCCAGGCACAUGUUGCCUUCUUUAUCCUUUAGUGGUCCCACCUUCGUUCUCGUCAUCACGUGCCCUUUCUGAAGUCUGCAGUCAGCUGUUUUGUCAUACUGACAUUGAGUGCAAGAUUGUUGCUGUGGCACCAUUCCACUAGUUGGCAUAUCUCAUUCCUGUAUGCCCUCUCGUCACCACCUGAGAUUCUACCAACAAUGUUUGUAUCAUCAGCAAAUUUAUAGAUGGUAUUUGAGCUAUGCCUGGCCACACAGUCAUUGGGUAUGGAGAGUAGCACAGUGUGCUGAGCACACACCCCAGUGUUGAUCAUCAGUGAAGAGAUGUUAUCACCAACAGGUUUGCCUGACAAAUCUGUUGGAAUUAUUUGAGGAAAUAACAAGCAGGAUAGACAAAGGAGAAGUGGUAGAUGUUGUGUACUUGGAUUUUCAGAAGGCCUCUGACAAGGUGCCACUCGUGUUACAGGAAAGAUAUUAGCAUGGAUAGAGCAUUGGCUGGUUGGCAGGAGGCAAAGGAAGCCUUUUCUGGUUGGCUGCUGAUGACUAGAGGUGUUCCACGGAGGUCAGUGUUGGGACUGUUCUUUUUACAUUAUUUGGAUGAAGGAAUUGAUGGCUUUGUGGCUAAUACAAAGAUAGAUGGAGGGCCUGAUAGUUUUGAGGCAGCAGAGAGGCUACAUGCUUGAGCGAUUUUAGGUCAUUUACAUUUAGCAAAUGGCUCUGGCUACCAGUCUUCUGUUCCUUGAAAACGUAUUGUUGAUUUAAUUUGGAUCAAUGUAUUCCUAAAAGCCAUGAAUCCCGGUCCACAGACGCUGCUGGCAUCUGUGGGAUGGAUGUGAAUCAGAAAGUGUGAAGUUUGUAAGUAGCUUCAAAGGAAAGCAUUGUCUAUACUUUGUAGAUAUGGAAUUGUCCUUUGUGUUUUGCAAAUGACUAUCGAGCCCCACAUUCGGCCAGGAGACCUUUCCACUGAAAGCAUCUGUAUGAUGCCUGCUUUACCUUGUUUUGUUGAAUAAAGAAGCUGCUCUGUAUCUA